This is a messenger RNA of Cajanus cajan (pigeon pea), 1362 nucleotides long. RefSeq names its product zinc finger protein WIP5. NCBI's taxonomy places the organism in Eukaryota, Viridiplantae, Streptophyta, Magnoliopsida, Fabales, Fabaceae. Gene Ontology annotation, biological process: anatomical structure development; regulation of gene expression. Gene Ontology annotation, molecular function: DNA-binding transcription factor activity. The record is from RefSeq and is a predicted model, not a curated record. Gene Ontology annotation, cellular component: nucleus.
UCUACUACCCCUUCCCUUUAUUUCCUUUCUGUCUACUCAUCAGUUGUCUAUAAUUAAUAACCUAACCCUUUCUUCAACUGAUCAUAUACUUCUUUUCUUUCCACCCCUCAUCAUGACCAAUUCCUACACCUCCAAUGACCUUAACUUUUGGUUGGACCUCAAUUCACCAUGUCUUCUCACUUCUCCUUCUCCAUCAUCUCCUUCCAAGAGUACUCCACCAUUCUAUUUUCAUAACCACACAAGUACAAGCAUAUCUUCCACUCAGUUCAAACCCUCUCCUCAAAGAAAAGCCCUUCCCCUCUUUCAUCCAAGACAUGCUGAAGAAGAAGAUCUUGAAUCUUCGUUCAGUGCCAUGGAAGUGGACAAGAAAAAGAAAGAACCAAGUACCUCAUCUAGCUGUUUGGAUGAAGAGGAUAGUGUUGUUUUACACUUAGGGCUUCCUAGCACGAGUGCAUCUGCUAGUGCUGAUUUAGCUUCAAGCAUAUACUCAACAGAGGCUUCACACAAAGAAGAAAAAGUCACUGAUGCUUCUAGUCUUCUGUCAAAUAGAAUUAACAGAGGGCAAUAUUGGAUCCCUACUUCUUCUCAAAUUCUAAUUGGUCCUACACAGUUCGCAUGCCCCCUUUGUUUCAAGACGUUCAACAGAUACAACAACAUGCAGAUGCAUAUGUGGGGGCAUGGAUCUCAAUAUAGGAAGGGGCCAGAGUCUCUAAGAGGAACACAACCAACAGCUAUGCUAAGACUCCCUUGCUAUUGCUGUGCUCCAGGAUGCAAGAACAACAUCGACCAUCCAAGGGCAAAGCCACUCAAAGACUUCAGAACCCUUCAAACGCAUUACAAGAGAAAGCACGGAACAAAGCCUUUCGUGUGCAGAAAAUGCUGCAAAACAUUUGCUGUGAGGGGUGAUUGGAGAACUCAUGAAAAGAACUGUGGCAAACGCUGGUAUUGCUCUUGUGGCUCCGAUUUUAAGCACAAAAGAUCUCUUAAAGAUCACAUCAAGGCGUUUGGAUAUGGACACACGGCUUAUGGAAAUGACUGCUGCAACCUUGAUCAUGAUGAUGAUCUAGCAGGCUCUGAAAUUGAACAAGAAAAUUAAAUCUCUGCCAGUCGCAGCUUAUGAUUAUAUGAUGUCAACUCUGUGGAACUGUUCAUGGUUUCUCAUAUUUUCACCUUUAUUAAUUAAUCUCUUUAUGUCUUGGUAUUGCAUGCAUAUCAGGUUGUAACAUGCUCCUGUCAUGUCAUUUAUUUUUGGUUUUGGUUUUGGUUUUGGUUUCUAUGAACAUAAACUGUAUUGCAAGAUUCAAUGUCCAUGAUCUGCCAGGAUUGUACGUAAUUGGUUUAAUACCGUCAGAAUGUUCGUUU